AAAACCAAAGAGCAAAGUCAAGAAACAAAUCAGCGAAACCUAAUAUAUAGAGAACAAACAGCAGAAACCAAUCUUAAAAAUUGUGAAACAGUUCCCGAAACGCAACAGAACCAAUAUACCAGCUCUAAUAAGCAAAGUUACUUUCAAAAAAAUUUAAAUAUUCACCAAGAAAAACCAAAAACCAAACAAACAAACCAAAAAAUCAACCAACAAAUUCAAACUCCCUCGGCCCGCUUCCAGAAACACCUCCAAUCACAACAACCAAAACCAAGCAGCAUCAGCAAAAUGGUCGAGCGUUUCGUCGAGUCACUCACUCACAUCAACGACUCUGGCGCCUUCGAUGCCAGCUUCGAGAUCAAGCGCAUCCCCGACACACCCCAGCAGGUAUUGCGCCAUCGUUGUGUAACCGAGCUGGAUCGUGAAUGCCUUGCGCGCUUUGUGCGCGACUUUGAAGCGCGUCACAGCGCGCAGCAGCCGGAGCAACAGCUGCAAACAGAACGCUCGUGCCGACGCAACAGCAGCAGCGCGCGCAGCCUAACACCCAAAGGUUCGCCCUACCUAUGUCGCAAGGCAAAGGAGUUCUAUCAGAAUGUCUUCAACAAUGUCACUCCAAGCGCGCAGAGCAGUCGCAGUAGUUCACCGCGCACGCCACAAAUAUCCUGCCGCGCCAGCACGCCCGACAAUCAGUCCACACACUCUGAUCUUGGCUACGCUGAAGGUCAAGCGCAUUUAGAUGAACCGCAUACAGAUGACAGCCGCUUUCAACGUUCGCAGUCCGAACGCUCUAGCUACCGUUCGGCUGUCAAAGUGUUGCAAUUCUUCUCGGGCAAAAAGAAGUGCAAGUCAAAGCAAGCGGUAGGUGUUGCAAGUGGAGCCGUCGCCGCCGCCGCCGCCGACACACGCAGCGUGACAGCUUCGCCGCAGCCGUUGCGCGCAACUACGCUCGGUUGUCAACCUUUGCCACAUUCUGACUCUGAUGUGGAAGAUAACAUUGAGGACGCCGCAUACUAUUUGGAUGGCGCGCAGGCUGAACAUGAUGGAGUCGUUGAUUUCGUGGUGGAGGAAGCGGAAGAUGAGCACGACGACGGCAUCUCUUCGGCCAGUUCGAAUAUCACACAAACCAGCAGCAGUCGCAACUAUUCGCCUGAUUCCUCAUUCGAGUUGCAUUCGCCGCUAUUGCCAAUAUUCAAGGUGACACCGCCACAGCACAACAAAGACAGCCGCAGCAAUCCAGCUUAUGAGUUUGCGCGCUUUCUACGCGGCUCCUUCCACGCCAAGCGCGCGUCGGUGACAAAAUUGCGGCGUUCCAUCAGCGACCCAGACACAUUUCAACACGUGGAUUUUACACAACCCCCACCGCCGCCGAGUGAGCGCACGAAGAGCAUUAGCGGAAAGCACGUAAAAAGCGUGAAGUCCAAGCAAGCGGCGGUAAGAGGUGCUGCCGGAGCGAUGAACCCGUCGUCAGCAAAUGUCAUAUGCAAUCCCAAUCUCCCCGCCAAUGCCUCACCAUUCCGCCGGGCUUGGGGUCAGUCGUCCUUUCGCACGCCACGCACCGAUAAGCACGCCCAUCACCAGCAGCAACAGCUGCAAUUGCAACAACAAUCCGGCCAGCAUCAGCAUCUCAGUCCAUUAGUGCGUCGCGCCUCAUCGAUGACUGCCUCCGACAAUGAUGUCUACAUCAAGUCCAUGCAUCACGGCGGCUACCAUGAUGAGCUCAAACAAGCGCGUAGUCAACAUCAGUUGGCUACAGCAGCGGCCGCUUUGGUGGCUGCGAGAAAUGCCGAUUGUUCUGCGGAAUCUAUGGCAGCACCACAAUUGGCGACGACAAACGCCACGUGUAGUAACAAUAACAACAAUGGAGACAGCAAUGGCAUUGGACAGCUGAAAUUGUCACAGCUCAAGACCACACUUGCGCCUCCGCCCACAGAUAAUGGUGGCGUUGGCGGCGUGGCCGGCUGGGGUACAGCCUUUGAACGGUUGCUGGACGAUCCCGCAGGCAUGCACACUUUCGCCGAAUUUCUGAAGAAGGAAUUCUCUGCAGAGAAUAUCUACUUUUGGACCGCUUGUGAGCGCUUUCGUGCGCUGGAGAGCGGCGCUGAGCGAGCAACGCAAGCGCAGGCAAUUUUCUCGAAACAUCUGGCAAAUGGCGCUUUGGAGCCAGUAAACGUCGAUUCGCACGCGCGUAGUUUGACACAAGAGAAAUUACAGAGCGCAGAACCGGAUAUUUUUGCGCCGGCACAGAAGCAAAUUUUCAAUUUAAUGAAAUUCGACAGCUAUCAGCGUUUCAUACGUUCCGACAUGUAUAAGAGUUGCCUAGAGGCGGAGGAGAAGCGCCAGCCAUUGCCGUACAAGGCGGACGAUUUAGAUGAGUUGCUAAGAACGCCGGUGCAUCAGCAGAUAGUCGCUGCAAUAGGCAGCGCUGCGUCGAAGCUGAAGAAGUCCGCCAGCAAUGCAGAGGACCGCUGUCGCAAGAGUUUGUUGCCUUGGCAUCGCAAAACGAGCAACAACAAAGCACCACGUGAUGUUGCCGAUGCAGGCGCUGAAGCGAAAAGCUCAAUUAAUAAGCAUGCGCCACUUUCCAGUCACUCACUCAAAUUGGCGCACACACAGAAUUCACAAAGCGACAUACAUAGCUCACGUUCGUCGCUCUCCUCCUUCGAUGGACUACCUGGCGCCUCUAUACUGCCAGGCACGUGUCGCGUCAUCUUGAGUGAUGCCUCCACAACAAUGGUGCAAAUGCGCCCCAACGAAACCGUUGGUCAGCUGGUGGAACGUUUACUGGAGAAGCGUGGCCUUAGCUAUCAAUAUUACGAUGUAGUGGCCAAGGGUACUACCAAAUCGAUUGAUUUGCAAACUUCAUCACAGACACUCGUUGGCAAGGAUGUGCUCAUAGAGCAGCGUGUCGCUUUCAAGCUGGAUUUGCCCGAUCGCAAAGUGAUCUCUGUGAAAAGCAAACCUAAGAAACAAUUGCACGAAGUUGUGCGUCCCAUUUUGCAUAAAUACAACUACGAUUUCGAGGCGGUACAGGUCGUGUUGCGCGAAACGCAGGAGCCAGUCGACCUGUCGCUCACUGUGACUUACGCUGAUGGGCAGCGGCUGCAGGCUGUAUGGUUGAAGCCACCGCCAUUAUUGCUUAGCAGCGACUAUCAAAAUGGCAAUGGAUGCGCGGCCAAGGUAGCAAAGCCUUCGGCUUCGACAAAGAGCGUCUCCUUUCCCAGCAGCGUGAAGCAAGCGAAUGGUGGCGGCAGUGUGCGCAAUGCCACCAAUGGUACUGGUAUAGUUGUGAGUUCGCUUUCGUCACAUCCAAAUCAGAGCGCCUUGGAUGAGCUGACCAACAAAGUGUUCACCGAGUUGAUGCAGGUCAAAGUAGAAGCCGCGAGCGCAGAAAAGCAACCGCAAUUGGUAGCAAUCAACAGCAAAGCGAAUGAUCUCGCUUCGCUUAAGUCCGAUGACUGCGCCUCAGAAACUUCAUCCAUUUUUGAGCGCAUACGUCGACGCGAUGCCAAUAUUGCUGGCCUCAAGCUGAAGCUAAAAAAGCGAUCCACAAGCAGUCAACAUUCCGAGGAGACGAAUCAAAGCAGUCAUACAACAGUUAGCAAUGGACAACUAGCUGCGCCUACAGUGUCCACUGCAGCGUUGGAUAUAAAGAAACCGAUUAUUGCAAAACUAAAAGCGGGGGUGAAACUGCAAAUGCCCGAGCGGGUAGCCGAAAAUCAAGAUGAACUACUCGAAGGCUUAAAGCGUGCCCAGCUCGCACGGCUAGAAGAUCAACGCGGCACGGAAAUCAAUUUUGAACUGCCCGACUUUUUAAAAAAUAAAGAAAAUCUCAACGCUUCGAAAUUGCGUAAAGCGCGCGCUAAUCUCAGUCCUAUCAACAAGCCCUACACAGCUACUGCGGCCACUACUUCACCCAUGCAUGCCAGCUUCACCACUACCAGCGUCUCCACCGCCUCAGCAGGCACCGAGGAGCUACCCUCACCGCAGCUUGAACGUCCACAACCCGCGCCACGUCUUUCCAUAACCAACAAGUUGAAAGGAAACACACCACUCGCGUCUGCUCUGAAGCCAGAGGAGGAGUCAGCAGCACCGACCACCACCAAUUUACUUGAAGGACAUCAAUCGCAGCCAACCACACCGCAACCAAAUACUUCGAGCUCAUCGCUAGAAGCUGAGUAUGCAGCGGUAGCGGGUAGUUGCAAGGGACCACCCCCCUUGCCGCCCAAACCCAAAGUGUUGCCCAUCAAGCCAUCGAAUUGGGGUGCUGCUUCUGCUGCUGCUGCCAACCUGUCUGCCUCGUCCACGACAACAUCGCCCACGACUCCCUCAAAGACAUUGCCGUCGUUGUUGCCGGUGGCUGCACCUAAAAACUACACCACUGUCGGGUUGUCUAAGGGCAUUACCACAAUGGUGGAAGAUGCUCCAAAGCUGCUGCAUGUCGCCAACAAGCAUUGCUUAUCGAAUGAGAUUGUGCCGCGUAAAACGCAUUUGAGUUUAGCAGCUGAGCAGCCGACAUCAGCACGUUGUGCCUAUCUCGAGGAGCCGAGUAGUAGUUUUGUUUGAAUGGGGAGAGAGAUAUAAAGAGACAUAUAUGUAUGUAUAUAAUAAGAUAAGGGAGGGUGUGUAAGGGUUAUAAGAUGGCUUGCAUUUUCCAAUUCCAUUCUCCUAAUAGCCAAAAUUAUUAUAAUAUUCAAUAUCCACGCCUAAGUGAUAAACAUUAUAUAUGUAUUUGCAAAUCUUUGUACUAUGUCCAUAAUGAACCCCUGCUAUUUAUUCGCAUAUUUCAUUUUCAAUUCAUUGAUAUUACUAAGUUAUCAUUUUAUCUAUGUAUUUGAAUGUAAAUAUUUGUAUGGCUUAUAUUCUAUUUAUAAAUUUAUGCAUGCAUAAUAAUACAUAAACUUACACACAUAUGUGUGUACAAAUUUUGGAUGUCAGCGUAAAGAAAUUUUUCAAUAGCAGUUAAUGUAAUCAUUUUAAUCGACGAAUGUUUCAUAUCUUAGGAUUCAAUUGUAUUUCAUGCAAUGACAGUCAUAAGCCUUAAUUUUUAUUACAAUACUAAAUAUGUAUUUGGGAAACAUCGAAAUUUUAGAUAAUAAAGUAAUUUUAUACAUUAAAUGCUAAUUACAUGUUUUGAGCUUUG
Molecule: messenger RNA, 5137 nt
Organism: Rhagoletis pomonella (apple maggot)
Lineage: Eukaryota; Metazoa; Arthropoda; Insecta; Diptera; Tephritidae
Product: regulator of G-protein signaling loco-like
Exons: 5
Coding region: 286-4560 (1424 amino acids)
Biological process (GO): signal transduction
Molecular function (GO): GTPase activator activity
Source: RefSeq, a predicted model, not a curated record